AUGGCGUACUACGAUGACGACUGUGACUCAGACUCAUACCAGAGCGCCGACGAACUCCUCAGCACACCAGACUGCGAGCGCCACCAGCCCGCAACCCCUCCAACCCUACACUCCACCUUCCAGAACUUCAAGCUCAGCCCAUCACACACCCGCCACCACCACCACCGCCACCACCACCGCCGCCGCCGCCACUGCUGGCUAGCCCAGAAGCGCCGCCGCAUCAUCCUCGUCGCCCUUCUCAUCAUUGGCGUCGUCGCCAUCAGCCUCUACCUCACAUACCUCACCCUCACCACCAUCCUCCUGUCCCGCCUCGCACCCCCCGACUCCCCAUCCACCCACCGCCUCAACACCCUCCUCUCCACCUGGCGUGGCCCGGCCGACAGCUCCUCGCCGUCUGCCGCAUGGCUAUCCCUCUUCACCGACGCCGCCGCCCGCAGUGGUGUCCGCCCCGUCCCCUGCCACAGCCACAACGACUACUGGCGGCCCGUCCCGCUGUUCUCCGCUUUGGCAGCCGGCUGCGUCGGGGUGGAGGCUGAUAUCUGGCUGCCUCCACCACUGCCUCCACCUUCGCCGUCCUCGGAGGGGGACGAGGUAAGUAGGGGGAGUACGAGUCCGCUCGUCGGCCACACCCGCCACGCCCUCGACCCCGCCCGCACGCUGCGGUCGCUCUACAUCGAGCCGCUGGUCGCCAUCCUGUCUGCCGCGAACGCGGGGGCGACAGCGGCGAACGAGACGGCGCCGGCGGGGGUCUUCGCAAAGAGUCCCGCAACGACGCUGGUCCUGCUUCUAGACUUCAAAGAGCGGGACGCCGCGCUGUGGGACGCCGUGGUGCGGCGGGAGCUGGCGCCGCUGCGGGAGAGGGGGUGGCUGACGUACUGGAGCGAAGACGAGCAGAAGCGGGUGGAGCGGCCGGUGACGGCGGUGGUGACGGGGGCGACGGCGUUCGAGGCGGUGGAGGGGCUGGGGCUGGGGGUGGGGGGAAGGGAUGUGUUUUUUGAUGCGCCGUUGGAGCAGCUUGACGGUAGUGAGGAUUAUACGGCUGCUAACUCUUAUUAUGCGAGUGUCAAGUUGAGCAGGGCGGUUGGGAGGGUGUGGGGAUUGCGGGGGUUGAGUGGGCGGCAGGCGGGGGUGGUGCGGAGGCAGGUUGAGGUCGCGGCUGAGAGGGGCUUGGUGUCGAGGUAUUGGGGGACGCCGGGGUGGCCGGUGGUGCUGAGGAAUCGGGUUUGGGAGACGUUGGUGGAGAGUGGGGUGGGGGUGUUGAAUGUGGAUGAGCUGACGACGGCGGUGAGGUGGGAUUGGAGGUUCUGUACUGUACUCGGUAUUACUAUUUGCAAUUAG
Molecule: messenger RNA, 1338 nt
Organism: Lasiodiplodia theobromae
Lineage: Eukaryota; Fungi; Ascomycota; Dothideomycetes; Botryosphaeriales; Botryosphaeriaceae
Exons: 2
Coding region: 1-1338 (445 amino acids)
Biological process (GO): lipid metabolic process
Molecular function (GO): phosphoric diester hydrolase activity
Source: RefSeq, a predicted model, not a curated record